UCUCCAUUAGCUUGCCUGAAUGCAAUGCUUCAUACUAACACUCGUGUAGGUGAUGGAACAUUCUUCAAAAUCCCUGGGAAGUCGGGACUCUAUGCUCUCAAAAAAGAAGAAUCAACAUGCCCUACUGAUGGAACAUUGGAUUUAGGAUGUGAAUCUGAGUUAGAUGGCACUGAAAUGGCUGAGACAAACAAUAGUAAUGGAGAAGAAAAUGGUGUUUGCCCAAAGCAGACAUCUGAAGAAAUGUCUUCCAAUCGUGAUUCAAGCCUUACUAAUGCACCGGUGCAGAGCAAGCUAGUAUCUUCCUUCCAGCAGCACACAAAGAAAGCACUUAAGCAGGCUUUAAGACAACAGCAGAAAAGAAGAAAUGGAGUCUCAAUGAUGGUAAACAAGACUGUUCCUCGUGUUGUUUUGACACCAUUAAAGGUGUCUGAUGAGCAGUCGGAUUCACCUUCAGGAUCUGAAUCUAAAAAUGGUGAAGCAGAUGGUUCUGAUAAAGAGAUGAAACAUGGGCAAAAGUCUCCAACUGGAAAACAAACAAGCCAGCACUUAAAGAGGUUAAAAAAAUCUGGUUUAGGUGAGUAGGAGUGAAAUAAAUAUCUUGUUAUUGUAAUA
Molecule: messenger RNA, 612 nt
Organism: Balearica regulorum gibbericeps (East African grey crowned-crane)
Lineage: Eukaryota; Metazoa; Chordata; Aves; Gruiformes; Gruidae
Source: RefSeq, a predicted model, not a curated record